GCUGGUCGCAAUUCUUACAUUGGAUGUAGAAGUUAACCACCAGUUUAAACAACAACAGAAACAACACAACGAAAGUCAAUUCAUCUUCAGCAAAUCCCUGCGCUCGAUAUGGCGCCUUCAGUUGCAGAUGCUAUCGCAGCUCUUGAUGAAAUCAAACCGCCUCAAGGGGUGGUACUACCACCAAAAGAAAUCAAAGGUACGCGACCAAAUCAACAUUAGAAGCAGGUUCAUCUAACACUACAAUAGCUAUCCUCGAGAAGACUGCAGGCUAUGUAGCGCGAAACGGUAUCAAUUUUGAAGGUGAGGCACUCUUGAGGCCCCAUCAAUUGCAUUAACAUCAAGCUAAUGAUAAGUAGAUCGCAUCAGAGAAAAAGAAAGAACCAAUCCUAAAUUCUCCUUCCUUAGCACCAAUGAUUCAUACAAUGCAUACUACUUAUGGCGUCUCAGCGAGAUUAAGGAAGGCAGAGGAACCGCCGUUGCAGCGGGCAGAGCUGGAGAGGCGCCCGCCGAAGUAGAGAAACCUCAAGGACCUCCUAAACCACCAGACUUCCAUUUCUCAGCGCGCAUGCCGAAUAUCAGUGCACAGGAUCUCGAAGUAGUCCGCUUAACUGCAUUAUUCGUGGCAAAAAAUGGUAGACAAUUCAUGACGACAUUAUCUCAGAGAGAGACGGGGAAUUAUCAGUUCGACUUCUUAAGACCCAAUCACAGCUUACACAACUUCUUCCAGCGAUUGAUCGACCAAUAUACCUUGUUAUUGCGAGCAAGUGGUAUGGAUGGAGAAGGGGGAAAGCAGCAGCAAGAGAGAAUAAAGGAGUUACAGGCCAAUGUAGAUGAUAAAUUUCACGUUUUAGCUAGAGCCAAGCAGAGAGCAGAGUGGUUCAAAUUCCAAGAUGAGCAAAAGCAGAAGAAGGAAGAGGAGGUCGAGAAAGAGAAGCUCUCCUAUGCACAAAUCGAUUGGCACGAUUUUGUUGUGGUAGAGACUGUUAUCUUCACCGAGGCUGACGAUCAGACGAACUUACCUCCACCAACGUCACUCAAUGAGCUCCAAUUUGCAUCUCUGGACCAAAAAGCACAAAUGUCAAUUAACUCGACACACAUGCGCAUCGAAGAAGCCAUGCCUGGAGGUGAUGGUAUAUUCGACGGAUCAUAUGCACAGCAACAAUAUAACAUGGCUCCACCUCCAGUACCGCAACCAUCAUAUCAACCACAAUACCAAGAUCCUCGCCAGAGAAACAACGAAGAUGAAGAUGAAGAGGAACAGAGAAUACGGGAGAGAACAGAGGCUAGAGCUCGUGCUCAACAAGCACAGGCUGAAGCUAAGGGUGGUGCCGCACCUAUGAGGAUAAAGGAGAACUACGUUCCCAGAGCUGCCGCAAGAGCUGCCAACAAGCAGCAAAUGGCUCUUUGUCCGAACUGUAAUCAACAGAUCCCUUAUGAUGAGCUUGAUGAUCAUAUGAGAAGUAGGAUAACACCAAAACCUUUUGACAUACACCCAGGACUAACACUCUUGCAGUUGAAUUGCUUGAUCCUAGAUGGAAGGAACAGAAAGCGAAAGCAGAGAGCCGUUAUGCAACAACUAAUCUUUCAACUCAAGAUGUAGCCAACAACCUCAAACGCUUGGCAAGUCAAAGAAGUGACAUAUUCGACGGAGUUACGGGCCAGCCCAUAUCAGAAGAAGAAGCCGCUCGAAGGAAGAAGGCGGCGAAUGGUUACGACGGUACUCCUUUGGAUAAGACAGACCGGGCACGAUAUGAAAUGAUGCAAAAUGUUAACGUCGAAGAGCAGAUUCGGGCAAUUCAUCAGAAAUUUGGUGACCGGAAAUAAGGUCGAAGGACGAACUGAGCAUGAGGAUCUGCCCGUGUCUGUAAGGGCAAAUGACUCUUGGAGAUAAAUCUGUUCUCAAAAUUGUAUGAAUACGUAUUAACACGGAAGGAUCCCAAAAUAUAGGAGCAUGGUGUUCUGGCAUAGGGUUGGUAUGUUUUAUGUAAAU
This is a messenger RNA of Sclerotinia trifoliorum, 1990 nucleotides long. The record is from the annotation of a GenBank genome assembly. NCBI's taxonomy places the organism in Eukaryota, Fungi, Ascomycota, Leotiomycetes, Helotiales, Sclerotiniaceae.